Messenger RNA from Mytilus trossulus (common blue mussel), 1358 nucleotides. RefSeq lists its product as uncharacterized. NCBI's taxonomy places the organism in Eukaryota, Metazoa, Mollusca, Bivalvia, Mytilida, Mytilidae. The record is from RefSeq and is a predicted model, not a curated record. The coding region runs from base 145 to 1020 and encodes 291 amino acids. The transcript has 2 exons.
GCAAAGUGUUUUCUUUACAUUUUUGAAUUUGAUAUUACGUUGAAAUUAGAUAUUACGUAAAAGCUACUUGGAAUUUUUUGAUUGCCUUUUUGAGUUAAAGUUACUUUUGAAGUUGAUAGUAAUGAACUUUUCCGCCGUUAAAGUAUGUCUCGGGAAUUAAGGGAAAGUAAGAACGUUAACUAUAAACAAUUGCAUUGUGUGGGAAUGUCUAGCCCUAAUGUUACGGAGGAUGUGUUCAGUUUGGAGAAGGAGAUGACUCCAGUGAAGUCAAGGAGACUACAGAAAGUGGAGGAAAUUGAGUCGGAGGUCGACAGCAAUGACAGUGGUGAAAGCAGCGAGGAAGAUGAGGAGUUGCAGAGGUUAAAGACGGAGUUGGCGAAAGUAAAGCGGAAAAAGAAGGAACAAAAGUCGCAGGAGAAGAAAGAAAAGAUCAGGAAGGAAAUAGAGAAGGAGAAAAAAGAGUUAAAGAAGAAAACGGAGAAACAAAAAGGGAAUUUCUUUGAAAAAAGGGCGACCAUUGUGUCAGCGUCUAUACCUAAAUAUGUUAGUGGAAUAGAUGGGUGUACAACUCAGGCCUUUCCUGGUGCCACUAUUGGUCGUCUUACUGAGUUAAUUUCAUCUGGGAAAGUAGAUUUAAUUUCUUUAGAUUUCGUUAUAGUUCAUGUUGGUACUAAUAAUAUUUCUUCGUCUCAAUCCGUAGAUACUAUUAUAUCAUAUUUCGGAGAUUUAAUUCACAAGUUAAAAAAGAUGACAUUUGCUAAGUUGAUCUUUACUUCUAUUCUUCCUAGACCAGUUGAUCACAUGAAAACUGGAGCUAAAGUUAAUAAAGUUAAUACUGAGUUAAAAAGAUUGUGUAAAAGAAAUAAUUUAUUAUAUUGUAAUUUGUAUAGGAGUUUCUUACUCGACAAUAUUCCAGAUGCUUCCUUAUUUGCUCCGAGAGAUGGGCUUCAUUUAAAUUUUGCUGGUACAGAACUUUUCAGAAAAAAGAUAAUCAAUAUUAUUAAGCAUCAGAGUAUAUAAGUUGUAAUGUGUUACAACUGUGUUUUUUAUUUACUUCAUACAUGUAUAUUGUUUACUGUAAUUAUUCUUUUUUCUCUUUUCAGAGAACUUGCAUCCUGAAUAUGAUGCUGGUUUUCCUCUAACUACUCAAGAUCUACAUAUAUUUUGAGUUGGUUUGCUGUUUUGUCCUUUCAUUAUCUAUACACAUUUUGAAAGGAUGGAGCUUAUUUGAAGUGAGAAAAAAGAGUGAUCAUAGUAUGUCUGGUUUUUAUCAUCAUUAUAACUGUUUUGAUACUAGUUAUUAUUUUAUCUUUAAUUUUUUUUGGCGGCCUUGCAGGCUUGGCGGAUGUUUGCCAAAA